AUGGAGAUGGAUGGAGGUGUUAUUCAGCGGCACCAAGCGAUUGAAGCCGAUGAUUUCCACGGCGGCAGGACCGUUCAUUCCGCUCCUAUCACUUCAGAAUAUCCGGGUCACGUGGGUAUACCGCCAGAUCCUGGCAACCAGAGCAUACCCGGGAACGACGGUCAUGGUGGCACCUGGCGUUGGCGUAGGCGCAGUUCUCAGCGCCCGGGCCCUGUUACUCAUACUGGUACCGACCUAGUGGCCCCCGACCAUGACCCAACUGGAAGUCCAGUGAUAAUACCUUUUACGCAUGCACAAUUCGCGUCACCUCUAGCAGUUCGCGCUCACAAUCACCCUCGCCCUCACCACCACCCUCAUCAUCACAUUCACCCUCAAUCGCAGCCAAACUCACCCUACACUCACCCUCACGCUCUUCAUCAUCAGAUAUUGUCUCACCAAUCGCUCUCUCACUCUCACCUUUCCGACAACUCCGCCACAGUCGAUGGCCAUUUCGGCACAAUGGAGCAGAUUGAGACACAAGCAAGCGACCUUCGGUUCCUUGCCCAAGUUCCUGUAUUGAAUCCAACCUCGAGCCCGUCUCUCGGCCCCGGCUCCGGCGCCGGACGAGGCGGGACUCCUGCCCGUACCCCCGGGAGCGCCGUGGGAGCCUCUACGGGUGCUCCUAUUGCUUACGAGAAUCAUGCCAGUCCAAGUUCCGCCUCUGUCGGCGACAAUUCCGCUCACGGUGCGAGCGCGUCCAAUGCCAAUAAGAGGAAGUCGACAGACGAUGGCCAAGGCAAUGGAUCAAAGCAAACAAGAAGUAAAAGAAAUAGAAGGGGUCCGUUCUUGAGAGGGCUACACAAGACUGCACGAUACUCGCCUAUCGAGUCCUUCGAGUCUUCGGGCAUCAAACAUCUCGGCCUCCUUGUUGCACAACAUAAACGAACCCAGACGGCUGGGUCGGCAAUCCGAACCCACUCAUGUUUCAGCCCUUUGAUCCCACUCAUUCUCAUGCCACUCCCCGGGUCACUAUACUUGAAGAUCACUCAGGCUAACGUUGCAUUCUUCACCAUGAUAGUACAUAUCAAUAGCUUGGUCAGUAUGCUUCCGCCAUUGAAUGUGUUCAUCUUCGCCGCGACCGCCAAUGAAUGCAAGAGACGAAAGAUAAAAUGUAAUGGCGAAACUCCCUGCCAACGAUGCGGCAACCUCAACUUGGCCUGUCUAUAUGCCCCGAACUGCUGCUCCGGCAACUUUAAGGAAUCCGACGAGUUCAAGCAGGUCACAUCACAACUAGGCCGCCUUCAAGAAGAAGUCGGCUGGCUUCACCAAACCGUCAAGGCCCUUCAGUCCGAACCUGCCCGAUAUUCCUCACUCGGUGACCGGACAAUGACCCACGGCCACGGCACGCCGGCAGUCGCCCCUUCACCUUCUCAUAGUUCUACUUCACUUAACCGACAGGACAACUCGAAAUACGGUUCUUUCCGGGGCCCAACAAGCAUGGCCUUCAGUCUCGACGUUGCCAAUAAUACUAUCAACAACAUGGGUUACAAAGGCAUAUCAGACGAGGAAAAUCCACACCUGAAUGAUGGCUUAGGCCCCAUGUCAACACGACCAAGGGAUCCCCUCCACGAAUUCGACAAGGACGAAAUGAUUCGCCUGUGUCGUCUGCACGAGGAAGAGAUCGGUAUCAUGUACCCAGUGCUCAACAUUCAAACCGUGAUAUCCCAUGCCAAAAACAUGGCCACAUUUCUUGAAACUAUACGACAACAAAGCCCCAGAGAACUUGUCAACGACGACAAGACUCUACAGCUCAAAAUCAUCAUGUGCUGUGCGCUAGUGGUAGAAGAGCACGGGCAUAGCGAUAAAGCCAUUCGCUUGUUUGAGAGCAUGGAAACGGUGCUCAACCGGAAGCUCAUGGCUGAGGCUGCGGAUGUUGCAACCCUACCAAUCCUGGCUCUUGUUGCUGGGUAUAGAUUUCUCUCCAACGAUGAAGUAUUGGCUUGGCGAGUCAUGGGUCAUGUCGCACGAUUAUGUCUAGAGCUUGGCAUUCAUCAAAGAACAGGCCUGAUGAGGAUUCAGGAUGAAGAAGAACGUAAGAAUGCUCUCGUCAGUUUCUGGUCGGCAUAUGUGCUGGAUAGGCGAUGGGCUUUCGCAACUGGGCUACCUUUCGUCGUUCAAGAUGAAGAAAUCGAUUCAGAACUGCCAUUUCCAGAGGAAUAUCCCUAUCUUGUGGCCAUGAUCACCUAUUCUCGAAUAGGUGCAACGGUGUGGCGACAAGUAGCUCACUUUGGACCGGUUCUGGCACGCGAUUUGCGCUCAGCGGAACUGGAGAAUGUCGACCAGGAGUUGUUACAGUGGUAUGAACAGAUUCCCGAAGAGGUCAAGGUUCGUAACUGGGACAAGGAGAAGCAUAUAACGUCGACUCCGUCCUAUAAUUUGCAACGCCUACGAAUCUGGACAUAUUUACGCCUGAAUCAAAUGCGGAUCUGGCUUUACACGCCUGUGUUGCAUAGCGCUACAAGCAUUAUGGCGCAUCCUGCGCAGUCAGAACGUGUAGUUGACAUCGCCAAAGACACUAUCCGAUACCUGAGCCACCUGAAUAACACAACCAACUUAUACAGACGUGUACAGGUUUUCUACCAUCAAUUCCUCACAUCAGCGAUUGCGGUCGUCUUCCUCGCAUCCGUUCAUGCCCCGGUCCGCUUCAGCGCUUCCUGUCGCGAGGAGUUCUAUAUGGCCCUCGAGCUGGUGAAGGAUCUUUCCGCCAAGAGCUGGGCAUCGCAGCGACUUUGGCGGACAAUAAGAUCACUCAAAGACGUGGCACCGCGAUUCGGACUUAAUGCUGAGGACGACCCUCAGUCAACAGCAGCGUUGGGCAUGAUAGGGCUUGCUCGAGGCCAUAUGGAACAACAGCAGCCGUUCCGCAAGCCAUCUAUUCCUGGUCAGCAAUCACAGGCUGCCACCCCAGACUCAAUGGCUCAGAACGGAUCACGAAUUCAAGCCGAGAUGUCACGAAUGUUCGAGGGCUAUGUAGGGUUGAAUGGAUUCCAAUAUAACGAUAAUGAGGGACAGCAGGGGCCGAAUGCCGAGGUUUCCGAAGCGUCCAAUGGCGGCAUGUUUGGAGUCGAUGGCACUGUCUUUCCUCAGUUCAAGGAGAUGUAUUAG
Messenger RNA from Fusarium fujikuroi IMI 58289, 3144 nucleotides. RefSeq lists its product as uncharacterized. Gene Ontology annotation, cellular component: nucleus. Gene Ontology annotation, biological process: DNA-templated transcription; positive regulation of transcription from RNA polymerase II promoter by galactose. Bases 1 to 3144 code for a protein of 1047 amino acids. The record is from RefSeq and is a predicted model, not a curated record. NCBI's taxonomy places the organism in Eukaryota, Fungi, Ascomycota, Sordariomycetes, Hypocreales, Nectriaceae. Gene Ontology annotation, molecular function: zinc ion binding; DNA-binding transcription factor activity, RNA polymerase II-specific; RNA polymerase II cis-regulatory region sequence-specific DNA binding. The transcript has 5 exons.